Molecule: messenger RNA, 598 nt
Organism: Prinia subflava (tawny-flanked prinia)
Lineage: Eukaryota; Metazoa; Chordata; Aves; Passeriformes; Cisticolidae
Product: histone acetyltransferase KAT2A-like
Exons: 2
Coding region: 141-575 (144 amino acids)
Source: RefSeq, a predicted model, not a curated record
AUCGGGGAGGGGGUUGGGGGGCGCGCCGGCUCCCGGAGCUCAGCAGGGACGAGGGGUUCGGCUUUUCCUUCUAAAUGCCGACAUUUCAGUAACGUUAUCAGCGAGACGAUAUUGCUCAACCUGGAGAGCGUCACGCAGCGAUGUGGAGCACAACCACCGCCCGGCUCCAGCCGAGCUCAGCCCUCCGCCACCGCGGGAGGAGGCCGCGGCUGCCCCUGCCCUGCCCGCUCCCUGCCCCUGCCCUGCCCGCUCCCUGUCCCUGCCCUGCCCGCUCCCUGCCCCUGCCCUGCCCGCUCCCUGCCCCUGCCCUGCUCUCGGCCCCCGGCCCGGACACGCAGCAGCCCCGGGACGGGGGCUCGGGAGCCGGGGGCAGUGGCCGCCCGCCCCGGCCCGUCCUGGGGCUACCUCCCAUCGGCUGGGGCCGGGGCAGGGACCGAGGAGACUGGGGCGAUGCUCGGCUACGAGCCGAGCUGAAAGCUGUGCUUGUGUCUGUGCGCGGGGAUAAAACCGCCCCGCCAGCGAGCGCCCUUUAUACUGGCGUGCGGAGCGGCGGCGGCAGCGAGCGGCGGGACUGAGCAUCACCGCGCGGCGACACCGG